GGGCGCUGUUUUUGUGCCGCGGUGACGUGCACCAGCGGUGUAAUUCCCGCCUGCCCGCCCGGGGGCGCUGUUCGCGUGGCUGCACGUGGACACACCUACUGCACACGCUCGGGUCGGCACAACUGCCAGCGGAACCCGCCAGGCAACGCGCACUCCCAACACACAAGUACCAAACCACGUCCUGUUGCGAUCCGGAUCCACCCAAAAUCCGCGCAACGUAAUCCUGGAUCUAAGACACCUGGAGACAUUCCCGGAUCUUAAGAAGCCGACAGUACUUCAGGACAGAAAGACCCAAAAUUGUUCCCUGUCCGCUCUUAAACUUCCCCACCCCUCGGGUAAACAGCACCGUUCCCAGACUGCACCGGGACCCCUACCCUGGGUAAACAGCACCGUUCCCAGACUGCACCGGGACCCCCACCCGCGGGUAAGACACUAUGACGGGCCCCGCCUUCAUCUUUGCUGUGCUGCUCUCCGUACAGACUGUCCAGGCCUUCCCGAUUACAGAAAUCCACAGAACGCACAGGGAGCAGUUGGUGGUGAGAGUGGAGCGACUUUUCCAGCUGGAAGACCGGGUGUACAGAAGACGGAGUGAGAAACACGUCAGAGAAGAGGAGGGAAACAGACGGCACCAUUUAGAGAGGCGGGACUCCAGCCAUUUCACAGAAUGCCCAGCGUUUUACGAGGGGUACUGCCUGAACGGCGGAAGUUGCAGAUACGCGAUGGGAACAGCCUCCUGCUCGUGCCCUUUGACCCAGUUCGGCUCUCGGUGCCAGAACUCGCAACCGAUAGAGGAGGACGUGUUCAGUGACCUGAGGCGGCUGCUGGACAGCUGGGGUCAAUCAGAAACAUUCUACAGGCGCAAGAAGUGGAGACGGCCAUGA
Messenger RNA from Branchiostoma floridae (Florida lancelet), 881 nucleotides. RefSeq lists its product as uncharacterized. The record is from RefSeq and is a predicted model, not a curated record. The coding region runs from base 435 to 881 and encodes 148 amino acids. The transcript has 8 exons. Lineage: Eukaryota; Metazoa; Chordata; Leptocardii; Amphioxiformes; Branchiostomatidae. Gene Ontology annotation, biological process: positive regulation of cell population proliferation; epidermal growth factor receptor signaling pathway; positive regulation of mitotic nuclear division.